AUGUUUGCGAGGCUGCAGUUUGUUUACUUUCUUUCUUUCUUCUCUUCUUUGAAUGUUAUUUCCACGCUUUCGAUGGACCUCUGCAUUACUCCUUUGUCAUUUUUUUCUUCUCUUGGACAUUUAACCGCGGCCCUGGAGCCAGAUUAG
Molecule: messenger RNA, 147 nt
Organism: Colletotrichum paranaense
Lineage: Eukaryota; Fungi; Ascomycota; Sordariomycetes; Glomerellales; Glomerellaceae
Exons: 1
Coding region: 1-147 (48 amino acids)
Source: RefSeq, a predicted model, not a curated record